CUUCCUGUAGAUGACGAUGACCGACCUGGAGACCUCGAUGGCGACCAUCAUCGCCGUGUUUCAGAAGUAUUCGGAGCGAGAAGGCGACAAACACAAGCUGAAGAAGAGCGAGCUGAAAGAUCUGCUUCAUGACGAGCUGCCGGAGCUGAUGGCGCAUGUUAAAGACCAGGCCACGCUUGACAGCCUGAUGGAGAGCUUGGACACUGACGGCGACGCCGAGUGCGACUUCCAGGAGUUCAUGACAUUCAUCUCCAUGGUUACCGUCUGUUGCCACGAGUUCUUCGAGCACGAGGACGAGUAGAGGAGGAGGACAACGAUGGAGAGAGAGAAUAAAUUAUAAUAAAAGAAGAAGAAGAGCAGCGCAGGGGGGGAAACACACAUUACCAGUGAAGUUUGGCUACUGGCUGCCAGUUAAACC
Molecule: messenger RNA, 418 nt
Organism: Scomber japonicus (chub mackerel)
Lineage: Eukaryota; Metazoa; Chordata; Actinopteri; Scombriformes; Scombridae
Gene: s100b
Product: S100 calcium binding protein, beta (neural)
Exons: 2
Coding region: 11-301 (96 amino acids)
Biological process (GO): positive regulation of cell population proliferation; positive regulation of canonical NF-kappaB signal transduction
Cellular component (GO): nucleus; cytoplasm
Molecular function (GO): calcium ion binding; RAGE receptor binding; S100 protein binding
Source: RefSeq, a predicted model, not a curated record